AUGGCUGGGAAAAGUAGGAAAGAUCAGCAAUGCAGUGGAUUGAGAGAGCUCUUGCAGGAUGUCAACCGGCAGCCCUGGGAGUAUAUUGUACUGCCACUGAGAAAAGUGACACAGCCAAGCUCACCUGAUGCGGAGCAACUAUCCAAAUAUUAUGCUGAUUUGCUAUGGACUUCUACAAAAAUGGAUCCCUGCAGCAGUGAUUUUUGGCGGCAAAGGCGCUUUCUCUGUAAGAAGCUCGGAACCAAGGGUGCAAGUUUUGAACUUCUGGUCACAAAGAAUCAUCUGUAUAUGGAUAGGAAGAACGAGAAUGUUUGGUUCCAUAGGAAGUGGGUUCUCGAUACAUUUGGGGGGUGGGAAAAUGAACUUGCGUUUUGCACUGAACGUCUUCAAAGGGACACUUAUGAUGAGCAAGCUUGGGUUCAGAGAUUCUUUGCUGUACUCAGUUGCGAAAUAGGGAUUGCAGAAUUCGAUUAUGCCUUGGAAGCCAUAGAAAAAGACCCAGAAAAUGAGUUCCCUUGGAGGCACCUUUGGCAUCUUUACGAACAAAUUCGGGGCGGUGAGAUGGUUGAAGAUAGUAAGAGUAAGUCUGAGUUGAGAAAACAGGUUGGCAAGAAGCUCGACUCUCUUUUCGUCCGCGUUAUUGACACGAGAAAUGAUUUCGAUUGGGACUUUCCGUUCACUAAACGGGAAUUGGACUCCAAUGUCAUCAGGAUGAACAUUACUAUGCGCGGUAAAAAAUAUUUAUGUGCUAUGGAGGCGCUUCUUCAUUUAGCCAUCUUAGGCUAUUACCCCUCGAAACCGGUCCGAGAUGCAUUGGCUGAUAUUUAUCCUAUCACUGUAAAGAAAUCCAGACCCGUAGAGCAAAUUCGUUAUAUAUUGGACUUGGCGAAUGGGUGGAGGGCUCCAUUUUGGACAAGAAGAGUUCAUAAAUAUGAUCUGUGA
This is a messenger RNA of Striga hermonthica, 942 nucleotides long. NCBI's taxonomy places the organism in Eukaryota, Viridiplantae, Streptophyta, Magnoliopsida, Lamiales, Orobanchaceae. The record is from the annotation of a GenBank genome assembly.